Molecule: messenger RNA, 1150 nt
Organism: Dissoconium aciculare CBS 342.82
Lineage: Eukaryota; Fungi; Ascomycota; Dothideomycetes; Mycosphaerellales; Dissoconiaceae
Product: HAD-like protein
Exons: 4
Coding region: 185-910 (241 amino acids)
Molecular function (GO): sugar-phosphatase activity; beta-phosphoglucomutase activity
Source: RefSeq, a predicted model, not a curated record
CAUGUCGAUAUUGUAGUAGUGAUUGGGAUCAAAGGUUGGGCACGCUCGUUUCGAACCCCGUACUUCAUCGGAUUCUCGGAAAGACUGGUCGAACUGCUUCGCCAACAUACACCGAUACAGGAGCUUAGAAUCGCAAUAAGUCGCAGCCAAAGACAGCGAGCCUGUCGAAGGCACGGAAUUCGCCAUGGAAGACUCUCAAGUGAAGAUCAGAGCCCCGGAGACCCACGGCUUCGAUGCUCUGCUGUUUGACAUGGAUGGCACAAUCAUUGACUCGACACCGGCGAUUAUCAAGUACUGGUUACAGAUGGGCGAGAACAUUGGCGUUGAUGGCAAUGAGAUAUUGAAAACGUCGCACGGCAGGCGGAGCAUCGACGUCCUGUCUAUCCUCGCGCCGAACCUAGCCAACUGGGACUAUGUUUGCAAAGCCGAGGGUCGGAUCCCGAUCGAUUACGGCUCCGACGCCGUCGAAGUGCCCGGGAGUCGUAAAUUGCUUGAUCGCCUGCAAUCACUCAAUGCGCCCUGGGCGAUCGUGACCUCGGGCACCACCCCGCUCGUGACGGGCUGGCUCGACAAAAUGAAACUGGCCCAGCCAAAGCAUAUGGUGACGGCAGAGGAGGUCGAGAAGGGAAAGCCGGAUCCAGCAUGCUACCGACUCGGUGCGAAACGGCUCGGCUUCGACGAUACGAGCAACAAGCGGAUCCUGGUACUCGAGGACGCUCCCGCGGGAGUGCGAGCCGGCAAGGCGGCAGGAUUUGAUGUCCUCGGUCUCGUCACGACGCAUUCCUUUGCAGAACUGCAAACCGCUGGGGCGGAUUGGAUUGUAAAGGAUUUGGACAGCAUCGACUGCAUCGGAAUGCAGACAGGGACCGGGCUAGUCAAGAUUAGGAUCCGAGAUGGAUUGUGGGAGUAAUGGGGAUGUCAGAGGACAGACUCGGUGUGACUCAACUUGCAUGUCACAUUGUAGAAGUCUCCGCCAUAUGCAAGUGCUGUUGAGGGUCAAGGAUGAAGACCCGAGCUUGUACGCCUGUCGGUACCCAUCAGACCUAGAGAAGAAUUGUCAAGUCACUGAUGAGAGGGGAAAUUUGCACGCGAAGAAAUAAUGGUCAUCAAUUCGUUCCACAUAUAUCUAGUCCUUACGAGAGCCUGCUUU